AAACAAAACAAUUAUAUACAAAGAGGAAAUGGGAGACCCUACCCCUUUGCCUCCUGUUUAUGUGAGAUCACAGACAUAAUGGCCUGAAAAAAACUCUGAAGCCCACAAAUUACAAUUACAAAACAAACAUUAACGAGAGAGAAAGCUGUUAUCUUUUGGUUUUUGCUUUACCUUGUGUCACAUUUUAAACACAUAAUAAAUUUAUCUCUAAUUUAUUCUAAAAUAUCAAAGUCAUCUUUAGUAUAUGCCAGUAUCCCUGAGGCACCAAAUCAUCCUUGCAAUCUUCAAAAGCCAUCUGAUAACUGCAGCUUUUGUUUAUAUAACACUGGAUAAUAACAGCCAUAUAGCCAGUCAGAUACAGAAAUCGCUUUUUGUUUCAAGGAAAUUAUUAGUGAUAUUACCAGUGGCUGACUCUUAAUAUGACCAUUCAAGCAACAGUGGAUCAAUACUACAAAACUGCAGUUAUCCACUACAGGAUCGGCACAAAGGAUGAAUCGGAGGAAGUUAAGCAGACAUGGACAGAGGGGCGGACAUGUAAGUUUAGCAUGGAGAGAUAAAAUAGUUGGCGAGUCUCCAGAGAGGGAGAUCAGACAGAAAGAGAAACUUUCAGAGGCACGUAAAAAAAUACAGAGAGAGAGCAACAAGAGCAAAUUAUUGUGAGCGUCUUUGAUAAGCGAAUGUAGCUCUCUGCUCACAAGACAUUCACCUUAUCUCGUUUAUUUGGAGCCAUACCAAAGAAUCUUCCAGCAUUCAUCCAGCAUCAUCUGAAGAUGGCACUGGAGAUGAUGACAACAUCUUUACUCACGACUUUAUUUCCUCCAUCAUCCACACCGCCCUUCCUCCACCAGAACCGGACGAUCAACUCCUCUGAUCAGUCUUGGCUGAACAAUAGCACUUUCACACCCAUUCAGCCUUCAGGUUUAGUGAUGUCUUGCGUAACUAUGAUAUUUGGCAUCAUCUCCAACCUGACUGCUCUGGGCAUCCUGGCUAGGUCACGUGUCAAAUUCCGCCACCAAGCCAAAGCAUCAUUUCUACUACUAACAGUGGCUUUGCUUUUGGCUGACCUCGGAGGUCAUGUAAUCCCUGGUGCCUUUGCAUUGGAAAUGCGCAUCAAGCUGAUUUACAACAUAAAGCCUAUCAGUAAAUUUUGUAAUGUCUUUGGAGCAUGUAUGGUUUUUUUUGGCUUAUGCCCUUUGCUGUUUGGCUGUGCCAUGGCAGUAGAGCGUUGUGUGGCAAUCACCCAACCCUUUUUUCAUGCGUCUAUGAUUACAGUGGCUCACAUGUGGAGAGUUGUAUUAUUUCUGUCCUCUCUUGCAAUUGUUCUGGCAGUUCUACCUUUUUUUGCAGUGGGUGAGUAUAAACCCCAGUUUCCGGAUACAUGGUGUUUCUUGCCUAUCCAUAAAUCAGAGCCUGAAGCUGACACUAAUCUGGCUCUGGCCUUCUCAUGUCUGGGUCUCACUGCACUCAUUCUUUCCCUGCUCUGCAACAUCCUGAGUAGUGGAGCAUUGCUGCGAGGCAGGAUAAAGUCGCACAACGCUCAGAACAAAGUUGGAGCUCGUCGUGGAUCAGCAGUAUCAUCUUCCUCUUUAUUUUUUACAUUGGAUGUGGAGGUGAUGGUGCAGCUGGCAAUGGUCACCGUGGUUUCCUGUGUCUGCUGGGGCCCCUUUCUGAUUCACAUUCUUGUGGUGCAGCUCAAUCACAGACAUGCCUCAGCUGGGAAAGACGGAUUUUUUAUUCUGGCCUUACGUAUAGCCUCCUGGAAUCAGAUUUUAGACCCUUGGGUUUACAUCUUGCUCAGGAGGACAAUGCUUUCCAGAGUUUGCUGUGGUCGCUAUACACAGAGAUCCACAGUGAGAAGCUCCUGUUCAUACACAAGAUACAAGGCUUCAGUCUGCAAUGACGAUGUUUCUCUGGAAGUUUUCUCUUAUGAUCAGAAAUAAAAUAUAUCAUUACAUGUGUGUUGUCAAAAUGUACAUGUGUUAUUUUCCACAGGACUUGCUGAAGUCAAUAUUUAGCAACCAUUUGGCCCGCAAAUCGUGUAACAGACUUAACACAGCAUUUCACAACAUGAACAUUCAGUUAGCAGUCUGUGCCGGUGUUAUUUCAUCAAUAGCAGCCACCUGCAAAUCCUGCAGUUGGACAAU
Messenger RNA from Mugil cephalus (flathead mullet), 2144 nucleotides. It is a transcript of the gene ptger1c, whose product is annotated as prostaglandin E receptor 1c (subtype EP1). Gene Ontology annotation, molecular function: prostaglandin E receptor activity; thromboxane receptor activity. NCBI's taxonomy places the organism in Eukaryota, Metazoa, Chordata, Actinopteri, Mugiliformes, Mugilidae. The transcript is spliced from 3 exons. The record is from RefSeq and is a predicted model, not a curated record. Bases 771 to 1940 code for a protein of 389 amino acids. Gene Ontology annotation, biological process: adenylate cyclase-activating G protein-coupled receptor signaling pathway; positive regulation of cytosolic calcium ion concentration; inflammatory response. Gene Ontology annotation, cellular component: plasma membrane.